AUAAAGGCAUGGCCAUGUUUCCUGAGAACGUAUGGACUCGCCGCCGUACGGUCUCAGUAGUCAAGAUGGCGGCGCCUGAGAGACUGUCGGACCUCUAAGCGGGCGACCGACUUGUGUGUCGCGGAGCCGACGCACUGGGCCUGCGCAAUAGGAGUACGGUGCCUGGGAGGAGCGUCGAAAAGCGGAAGUGCUUGUAGGCGCCUUUGCAACGGCCGGGGACGCCGCUGAGGGGGUCUGUGUAGGUUCGCGGGUCGCUGGCGGGGUUCGUGAAGGGGUGCGCUGGGAGCGGAGAGAUGGAGGCGGAGGCUUCAGACCCAGAGCCUCCAGAUGCCGGGGAGGACAGCAAGUCAGAGAACGGGGAAAACGCGCCCAUCUACUGCAUCUGCCGCAAACCAGACAUCAACUGCUUCAUGAUCGGCUGUGACAACUGCAAUGAGUGGUUUCAUGGGGACUGCAUCCGGAUCACUGAGAAGAUGGCCAAGGCCAUCCGGGAGUGGUACUGCCGGGAGUGCCGAGAGAAGGACCCCAAGCUGGAGAUCCGCUAUCGGCACAAGAAGUCACGGGAGCGGGACAGCACUGAGCGAGACGGCAGUGAGCCCCGGGAUGAGGGUGGAGGGCGCAGGAGGCCUGCCCCGGAUCUGGACCUGCAGCGCCGGGCGGGGUCAGGGACAGGGGUUGGGGCCAUGCUUGCUCGGGGCUCUGCUUCGCCCCACAAAUCCUCUCCACAGCCCCUGGUGGCCACGCCCAGCCAGCAUCACCAGCAGCAGCAGCAGCAGAUCAAACGGUCAGCCCGUAUGUGUGGCGAGUGUGAGGCCUGCCGGCGCACCGAGGACUGUGGCCACUGUGACUUCUGCCGAGACAUGAAGAAGUUUGGGGGCCCCAACAAGAUCCGGCAGAAGUGCCGGCUGCGUCAGUGCCAGCUUCGGGCCCGGGAAUCGUACAAGUACUUCCCUUCCUCGCUCUCGCCGGUGACGCCCUCAGAGUCCCUGCCAAGGCCUCGCCGGCCACUGCCCACCCAGCAGCAGCCACAGCCAUCGCAGAAGCUGGGGCGCAUCCGCGAGGACGAGGGGGCAGUGGCAUCAGCAGCAGUCAAGGAGCCGCCUGAGGCUACGGCUACACCCGAGCCGCUCUCGGACGAGGACCUCCCACUGGACCCUGACCUGUACCAGGACUUCUGUGCAGGGGCCUUCGAUGACCAUGGCCUGCCCUGGAUGAGUGACACGGAGGAGUCCCCGUUCCUGGACCCUGCGCUGCGGAAGAGGGCAGUGAAAGUGAAGCACGUGAAGCGUCGGGAGAAGAAGUCUGAGAAGAAGAAGGAAGAAAGAUACAAGCGGCAUCGGCAGAAGCAGAAGCACAAGGACAAAUGGAAACACCCGGAGCGCGCUGACGCCAAGGACCCUGCGUCGCUGCCGCAGUGCCUGGGCCCUGGCUGUGUGCGCGCUGCCCAGCCCGGCUCCAAGUAUUGCUCAGACGACUGCGGCAUGAAGCUGGCAGCCAACCGCAUCUACGAGAUCCUCCCCCAGCGCAUCCAGCAGUGGCAGCAGAGCCCCUGCAUUGCUGAGGAGCACGGCAAGAAGCUGCUCGAGCGCAUCCGCCGGGAGCAGCAGAGCGCCCGCACCCGCCUUCAGGAAAUGGAGCGCCGAUUCCACGAGCUCGAGGCCAUUAUCCUGCGGGCCAAACAGCAGGCUGUGCGCGAGGACGAGGAGAGCAAUGAGGGUGACAGCGAUGACACGGACCUGCAGAUAUUCUGCGUCUCCUGCGGGCACCCCAUCAACCCACGUGUUGCCUUGCGCCACAUGGAGCGCUGCUACGCCAAGUACGAAAGCCAGACGUCCUUUGGGUCCAUGUACCCGACCCGCAUCGAGGGGGCCACACGACUCUUCUGCGACGUCUACAAUCCUCAGAGCAAGACAUACUGCAAGCGGCUCCAGGUGCUGUGCCCCGAGCACUCACGGGACCCCAAAGUGCCAGCUGACGAGGUAUGCGGGUGCCCCCUUGUACGUGACGUCUUCGAGCUCACGGGUGACUUCUGCCGCCUGCCCAAGCGCCAGUGCAACCGCCACUACUGCUGGGAGAAGCUGCGGCGGGCCGAGGUGGACCUGGAGCGCGUGCGCGUGUGGUACAAGCUGGACGAGCUGUUUGAGCAGGAGCGCAACGUCCGCACCGCCAUGACCAACCGGGCGGGCUUACUGGCCCUGAUGCUGCACCAAACCAUCCAGCACGACCCGCUCACAACCGACCUGCGCUCCAGUGCUGACCGCUGAGCCCCAGCGGUCCAGACGCCCUCCUGCCCUGCGCCGCGGGCGGGAGCGGCCCCGGAGCCCCCAUUUGUCUGGUCUGCCAUUCAUGUUCCUCCCACGGUCCCUGAGUUUCUCCCUGCGCCCGUCCACCGUUUGACCGCCUGUUUGCCCUUACCAUAGGGCCUGGGAACUUCCUUACGUCCUUGUCUGUUUCUCUGCCUCUCCGUUCUCUGUGCCUGGGAGGGGCUGCGGAGUCUGCGCACCCUUGCCUCCCCCACUCUGGUUUUGUUAAUAAAAUUUUGAUGAAGCAAGAAAGCUAAA
This is a messenger RNA of Eubalaena glacialis (North Atlantic right whale), 2561 nucleotides long. It is a transcript of the gene CXXC1, whose product is annotated as CXXC finger protein 1. The record is from RefSeq and is a predicted model, not a curated record. The coding region runs from base 294 to 2264 and encodes 656 amino acids. Gene Ontology annotation, cellular component: Set1C/COMPASS complex. Gene Ontology annotation, biological process: positive regulation of DNA-templated transcription. The transcript is spliced from 15 exons. Lineage: Eukaryota; Metazoa; Chordata; Mammalia; Artiodactyla; Balaenidae. Gene Ontology annotation, molecular function: DNA binding; zinc ion binding.